Messenger RNA from Aspergillus pseudotamarii, 1848 nucleotides. RefSeq lists its product as uncharacterized. Bases 1 to 1848 code for a protein of 615 amino acids. The record is from RefSeq and is a predicted model, not a curated record. The transcript is spliced from 2 exons. Lineage: Eukaryota; Fungi; Ascomycota; Eurotiomycetes; Eurotiales; Aspergillaceae.
AUGUCGCAUGGGAAUCGCCCUGGCGAGUGGGAGGAUGUCAACUCGCACACGGUGAGUGACAUAGUAAGAGAUGACGUGGAUUUGGCCUUGGAUCCAAGCUUGUUUGACUUCUCUUUCCCUUUGAUACCGCCGCCAUCUGAGCUGUGUCCUGUCAACUUACUGGAGACCGAUCAACAACUUGGUCAACAGUUAGCACCACAGCCCGCUUUUCUAGAUCAUGGUCUGGACAGAGAAAAUCAACUACUGUCAUCUGGGGGUGACUUUAUUGACAGUAGUGCGUGGUUGUCUACUGACUCAGACCUCCAACGACUACACAGUCUCCUUCCUGAGGUCUCGAGCACCAUAGCUAACGGCUCUUCGGGUACUGAACCAGGCGUUAAUGCUCAGGAAUCUGAGCCUGCUAAGCCAGGUUUCAGCCAAGGCAUAUCUGAACAAACCAAUAUACCCUCUAGCGCUCGUACUGGCCUCCCCCGGCGCAGGAGCCGCUAUUUGAUCCGACAGGAGCAUCAACAGAGCAGUCCAAUUUUUAUCCCCAAUGCAAAUGCAAUGGAUCCCAUGGAGAGGUGGCGUGAAUCUCCACCAGAGGAUGAGCCGGCGUCUAUAUCAGCCAUUCUGGACGCGUUGAAAAAAGCACCAACCCAGCGGUCGACUCAGAGGAGCAGCCGCCCGGAUACACGCAACACAGGGCACAAUGCAUUCCGCCAUUAUAGGCGAGCUCCGUCCGCAACAAGCGGUGAAUCUAGUGGUUCAUCAAAUGCUUCUUUCGGCUCCGCUCUAUCACACUCUCCGUUAGAUGAUCCUUUAAGUCGUAUCCCUAAAGGCCGGGCUAGCAAAAAUACCGUACGGGCACGGGGGAAAAAUGAUAAGCCUCGGCGAUUUUGGUGUACGUUCUGUUGUGAUAAGUUCAGGAGCAGAUAUGACUGGGCUCGGCAUGAGAAGUCUCUCCAUCUGAACCUAGAGGCCUGGCAUUGCGCUCCCCAUGGGACCACCGUCUUCUCAAGAAUGACAGGAAGAAAACACUGUGCGUUUUGUAACGCACUAGAUCCUAGUGCAGCACACCUUGAUCAACAUAACCAUAACGUAUGUCACGGUGACUCCGAUAAGCGACGCUCAUUUCGUCGUAAGGAUCAUCUGGUGCAACAUCUGCGCCUCGUGCAUAAUGUCGACACUUUGCCCCUCAUUGACGAUUGGAAGAUCUCACAUUCUGCUGUCCCGUCACGUUGCGGGUUCUGUGAUCACAAUAUGGAUACUUGGGAACAACGAGUUGACCACUUGGCUGAACAUUUCCGGAAAAAUGCUACGAUGAAAGAUUGGAAAGGCGAUCACGGAUUUCCACCCUCCGUUGCUGCGCAGGUUACGAACUCUUUACCCCCUUAUCUGAUAGCCGAGGAGUCUCAGAGUCUGAUUCCAUUUUCUGCGACCAACACACACGUCCAGGAUCAUUUUGCGCAGAUCUCAUCGCGCGCCCAUUAUCUCACUGAAGAGCAGAAAGCGAACCCGGACAAAGUUGCCGAAGAUGCCAAAGCAGAGGCUGUGGCUAAGCAGAACAUUUCCAUGUCGGAGCUUAGUUCCUUUACCCAGGUUCUUACACUGCAUUUAAGCCGCUAUGCUCAAGACAAAAUAAAGCAGGGUGUUAUGCCUACAGAUGAUAUGUUUCAACAGGAAGCAAGACGAGUUCUUUACGACUCCGAGGACUCGUGGAAUCAGACUAUCGCUGAUAACCCGGAAUGGCUUUCUGGGUUUCGACAUCUACACUGUGCGGAAGGAAACAAUAUCGAGCCCAGAUCUGGAGAGGUAGAUCACUACCUGGGCGACACUCCUCAGACUGGCAUUGGGCGGAUGAAUUAA